GUACAAGAAGACCCUAGCCUAUCUAAGAAACACAACAGAUCGAUGUCACUACUCGCGGAUAUGAUUGCAUAUCCGCGUUCGACUGCGUCGCACGAAUGUCAACCUAAACCCUUCGAAGAUAUACCUGGACCAAAAUCUUUACCCAUUAUUGGAACACUUUACAAAUAUUUACCGGUAAUUGGCGAAUAUAGUUUUACCAAACUAUACGACAGUGGAUUAAAAAAAUUGAAACGCUUUGGGCCAUUAGUUCGCGAAGAAAUAGUACCCAAUGUAAAUGUUGUAUGGGUUUACCGACCAGAAGAUAUAGCUGAAAUUUUCCGAGCGGAAUCUGGUUUACAUCCAGAAAGGAGAAGUCACUUAGCUCUUUUAAAGUACAGGAAAGACCGGGCAGAUGUAUACAGCACUGGAGGUCUACUACCCACAAAUGGACCAGAGUGGUGGAGAUUACGGAAAGAAUUUCAAAAAGUUACUAGCAAACCUCAGAAUGUAAUAAACUACUUAGGAGACACAGAUCAUGUUGUACAAGAAUUUGUUGCAUUAUGCAAUAGAGAAAAGUUUGAAGAUUUCCUACCAAUUUUAUCACGUUUGUUCCUUGAAUUGACAUGUUUAGUUGUUUUUGAUAUAAAGCUUAAUAGCUUUUCAAAAGAAGAAAGACAUAAAUAUUCUAGAAGUUCCAAAUUAAUUGAAGCUGCUUUCACAACAAACAGUGCAAUUUUGAAGUUGGAUAAUGGUUUACAAUUAUGGCAGUUUUUUGAAACACCUUUAUAUCGAAAAUUACGUAAAGCACAAAUGUAUAUGGAAUCAAUUGCAUUGGAACUGGUAUCCUUAAAAAAGGACGAGGAAGCUCGGCAAAGUAAAUCACUCCUAAAUGCUUAUUUCGAAAAUUCUGCUUUGGAUAUUAAGGACAUUGUAGGCAUGGCUUGUGAUAUGCUACUUGCUGGUAUAGAUACUACUACCUACAGUACUGCUUUUACCUUGUAUCAUCUCGCCAAGAAUCAACAUAUUCAAGACAAGUUGAGGUCUGAAGCUACACAAUUACUACCUCAGCAUAAUCAACCAAUAACAGCAGAUAUUUUACGAAAUGCUUCAUAUACUAAAGCUGUUAUAAAAGAAAGCUUGAGAUUAAAUCCUAUUUCUGUUGGAAUAGGCCGCAUCUUGCAAACUGAUGUUGUUAUGAGUGAUUAUCAAGUACCUAAGGGAACUGUGGUUGUGACACAAAAUCAAAUUAUUUGUCGGCUUCCUGAACAUUUUAGUAGUCCAGGCUCAUUCAUACCAGAACGAUGGCUUCGCGAAAAUGUAGAAAACAAAGUAAAUUGUGGAAAGUCUAUACACCCAUAUGUGUUACUACCAUUUGGUCAUGGUCCACGGUCUUGUAUAGCUAGGCGUUUUGCAGAACAAAAUAUGCAAGUAUUACUAUUAAGAAUGUGCAGGAAUCUUAUAUUCUCCUGGCAUGGUGAUCAACUUGGAAUGGUAUCUUUACUAAUAAAUAAACCUGAUGCACCAAUGAAAUUAAAAUUCCAUAAUAUACUAAACACAAAUUCUAAUACUAAGUAA
Dufourea novaeangliae is the source of this 1554-nucleotide messenger RNA. RefSeq names its product cytochrome P450 302a1, mitochondrial (gene dib). Gene Ontology annotation, molecular function: oxidoreductase activity, acting on paired donors, with incorporation or reduction of molecular oxygen; iron ion binding; monooxygenase activity. Lineage: Eukaryota; Metazoa; Arthropoda; Insecta; Hymenoptera; Halictidae. The transcript is spliced from 9 exons. The record is from RefSeq and is a predicted model, not a curated record. The annotation marks the transcript as partial.